Messenger RNA from Mus pahari (shrew mouse), 657 nucleotides. It is a transcript of the gene Clec4d, whose product is annotated as C-type lectin domain family 4 member D. The transcript has 6 exons. Bases 1 to 657 code for a protein of 218 amino acids. The record is from RefSeq and is a predicted model, not a curated record. Lineage: Eukaryota; Metazoa; Chordata; Mammalia; Rodentia; Muridae.
AUGUGGCUGGAAGAAUCCAAGAUGAAAUCAAAAGGUGCCCGACAUCCUCAGCUGAUUCCUUGGGUCUUCGCUGUUGUUUCCAUCUCAUUCCUUAGUGCUUGCUUUAUCUCAACUUGUUUGGUGACUCAUCAUUCCUUUUUACGCUGGAAGAGAGGAAGCAUGGUGAAACUGUCAGACUACCAUACAAGACUAACGUGCAUCCGCGAGGAGCCACAGCCCGGAGCUACAGGAGGUACCUGGACCUGCUGUCCUGUUAGCUGGAGAGCCUUCCAGUCUAACUGUUACUUUCCUCUUAAUGACAACCAGACCUGGCAUGAGAGCGAGAGGAACUGCUCAGGGAUGAGCAGUCAUCUGGUGACCAUCAACACCGAAGCAGAGCAGAAUUUUGUGACCCAGCUUUUGGAUAAACGAUUUUCUUAUUUCCUGGGACUUGCUGAUGAGAAUGUGGAAGGCCAAUGGCAGUGGGUGGACAAGACACCAUUUAACCCACACAUGGUAUUCUGGCAAAAGGGGGAACCCAAUGACUUUAUGGAAGAAGACUGUGUUGUCCUUGUUUAUGACCAUGAAAAAUGGGUCUGGAAUGACUUUCCUUGUCACUUUGAGGUGAGAAGGAUUUGUAAAUUACCUGGAAUAACAUUCAACUGGAAACCCUCAUAG